AUGUUUCAACAUCAUUUCAUCAUUCAACUACAGCAACUUCAACAACUACAAAUGUCUUCAGACAAGACAAGUUUCAAAUUAAAUCAACAUCAUAGCAAAUCUUUAACAAGUUCAAGUGUCCCUAAAAAAGUCGUCAAGAGGUUACCAUCUAUACCAAAGACCCAAAUAAAUAAUAGAAUGAGUAGUUUUACUUUUAGACCAAAUAGUCAAAGAAAAUUUGAUUGGCCAAUAGAUCCAAUUUCUUUCUUUUACAAAUCUAAAAAUGUAAUUUCAAAAUCAUUAUUCAUUUGA
Cavenderia fasciculata is the source of this 291-nucleotide messenger RNA. RefSeq lists its product as uncharacterized. Bases 1 to 291 code for a protein of 96 amino acids. The record is from RefSeq and is a predicted model, not a curated record. The transcript is spliced from 2 exons. Lineage: Eukaryota; Evosea; Eumycetozoa; Acytosteliales; Cavenderiaceae.